GUCUCACCUUGUCUCUCCUUUUGUCUGUUUAGUAUGUUCUCAUCUAUAUCCGAAAAAAAACAUUUGUAAAUUAUAUCAGCAUCAUCAUCAUGACCACCAACUGAUCUAGUUUACCUGUGACUAAAAAAAAAUAAAUAAAUAAUCCUUGAAAUUAAAAUAGUGUCAAGUCUAUAUAUAUAUAUUAUUUCGAAUCAAUAAUUUACUAUUUUUUUUUUAUUUUUUAUUUCUAUUAUUUCGCGAGUGUUGUAAUAGAAAUAAUAUUAUUUCUAAAUUACUUUCUCAAUCUAAAAAAAAUAUCAAAAAAAUUCAUAUUAUAAUUAUAAAUAUAUUUAUAAAAAAAAUAAAUAAAUAAUAAAUCGUAAAAGUAUAAAUAAGCUAUGAAAAAAAUAUUUAAAAAUAGUUUUUUUUAAAUAAUCCAGCUGUUUUUUCUAUAUGAAAAAAAAAAAAGAGAUACACACUUUUUUAAAAAACAGAAGGUAAGACAACGACCUUCACAGUGCCUCCAGGAAGAAGAAAGAAAAUAAACAAACUUGUUUUAAAAAAAAAAAAACAUUUAAAAAACAACAACAAAUAACAGGAAAUUUAAAAAUUACAAAAAAAAAUUUUUUUUUAAAAGUGAUUGAAGAGAAUAAAAAAGGGCCAAGUGAAAACAAGUUUUGUUACUUUAUUUUAUUGCAAAAAUUUUCUAUAAAUCUUUUAUGGAAUAUUAUUUGUUUAUAAAAAUAUAUAAAUAAAUAAAUGACAAUUAUUUAAUGAAUAAUAUUUGAUUAAUAUAAUUAUUGAAAAUAUUGAAAUGCCACCUUCAUCACACUCAAAUUGGAAAAAGCCACUAAUUAAAAGUGGACAAAUGAUGAAAAUGCAAGUUAAACAUACAACAAUUAAUCAUCAACAAACAAAUAAUAAUAUUAUUGAUAAUUGUACAAGUAAUCAUCAAUUAAUUGAUAGAAAAAUUAAAGUUGUACUUGUUGGUGAUGGAGCUGUUGGUAAAACAAGUCUUGUUGUUUCAUAUUCAACAAAUGGAUUUCCUGGUGAAUAUAUACCAACAGCAUUUGACAAUUACAAUGUUGUCGUUAAUGUUGAUGGACUUCCAUUGAACGUACAAAUUUGUGACACAGCUGGUCAAGAUGAUUUUGAUCCACUAAGAUCACUGUGUUAUCCAGAAACAGAUGUAUUUUUAGUUUGCUUCAGUGUUGUAUGUCCAUCAUCAUAUCACAGUGUCAGUACUCGUUGGUUUGAUGAAGUACGAAAAUACUGUCCAAAUGUUCCAGUAAUUAUAGUUGGUACAAAAUGUGAUUUACGAUCAGAUGUGAGAUUAAUGUUACAAUUGGCAAGAUAUGGACAAUCACCAAUUUCAACAAAUCAAGGAAAUGAAUUAGCACAACGUUUAGGUGCUGUUUGUUAUGUUGAAACAUCAGCAUUAACACAACAUGAUCUUAAAGAAGCAUUUGAUCAAGCAAUUGUAAGUGCAAUGAGUACCAGAAAAAAUAGUAAUAAUUUAUUAACAAUAAAUAGAAGAAAAUUAUCAUCAAGAUGGAGACGUUGGUUUUGUUGUUUAGAAAAUAAUACAACAAAUUCAUAAAACAAAAAAUAAUAUUGUUAUGAUAAAAUUAAAUUGUGGUCUUGAUUUUUAUCAAAUAAUCCAGACACUUUUUAUUUUUAUUUCUUUAUUUUUUACUGUGAUGAUUUGACAUUGUUAAAUAUCGACUUUACGCCUUUUUUUAUAUUUUUUAUCUUGAAUUAUACAAGGAGAGACAAAAAAAAAAAAAAAACACGAGCGUUGGUUGAAAAGUGAAUAUAGGCUUUUGCGUAGGUGGCUAGACAAUAUUAUAAUAAUGUAUACUUGAUGUCUUGCCAACACUUAAUUUAAUUUUGUUAAUUUUUUUUAUAAAAUGAUAUUAAUUUGGUUUUUUUUUUAAUAUCAAUAUCUAAG
This is a messenger RNA of Aphidius gifuensis, 1930 nucleotides long. RefSeq names its product ras-related C3 botulinum toxin substrate 1-like. The transcript is spliced from 3 exons. Gene Ontology annotation, biological process: small GTPase-mediated signal transduction. The record is from RefSeq and is a predicted model, not a curated record. The coding region runs from base 794 to 1579 and encodes 261 amino acids. NCBI's taxonomy places the organism in Eukaryota, Metazoa, Arthropoda, Insecta, Hymenoptera, Braconidae. Gene Ontology annotation, molecular function: GTP binding; GTPase activity.